AUGACCACCCUAUCAACCCCCAUCCGCCGCGUCCUCACUGCGAGCGACGCCAAAGGCAACGGCUACUUCGCCUCCGAUGACCUCCUCACUCCCUACGAUCCCACAACGACACCAGACUUUUCAGUGCCAACUGAAGAGUCAGCAUUCGGCGUCAUCCAAAUCCACCGCUCGCGUGGCUUCCCCGUCGACAAUCAACGCCCCCUAGACAAGGAACCACACAGAACCCUUGUGCCGCUGGCAGAAACUAAGGGUCCCUCGGCACGCAUCAUUGAUCUCCCUCCCGGCCAGGAGGGGGGCUGGAUGCAUCGUACGCUCAGUCUGGAUUAUUGCGUUGUGCUCAGCGGAUCGGUGACGUUCAUUACUGAUGGGGAAGAAGAGAAGACGCUCAAGGAGCACGAUGUUAUUGUUACGAGGGGUGUGAAUCAUGCAUGGGUUAAUCGUGGAGAGACUGUGGCUAGGGUUUUUGCAGUUGUUGUGCCGGCUUUGCCGAUUGUGACGGAGGAUGGAGUGGAACUGGAAAAGACUCCAGCGGGGGAUGUUUUUGAUCCGAAGGAGGAGGAUGAUUAG
Molecule: messenger RNA, 567 nt
Organism: Talaromyces marneffei
Lineage: Eukaryota; Fungi; Ascomycota; Eurotiomycetes; Eurotiales; Trichocomaceae
Exons: 1
Coding region: 1-567 (188 amino acids)
Source: RefSeq, a predicted model, not a curated record